GCCUCUUGUCAGGAUUGUUUAGAGUGGUCAGACAACUGAGGAUGGCAGCCCGGACAGGAGAGGCGCUGGACAUGCGUGCGCGCUGAAUUAUACCCAACAAUUAACUACUGUAGUGGGCGUGGUCCUGAUCUGAGCUGCCGCCAUGCCGCUGGUCAAGAGGAACAUCGAGCCGCGUCACCUGUGUCGUGGGGAGCUGCCCGAGGGGAUCGGGAGCGAGCUGGAGUGUGUGAUGAACAACACGCUCUCCGCCAUCAUACGCCAGCUCAGCAGCCUCAGUAAGCAUGCGGAGGACAUCUUCGGGGAGCUGUUUAACGAGGCCAACACCUUCUACCUGCGGGCCAACUCUCUACAGGACCGCAUCGACCGGCUGGCCAUCAAGGUCACCCAGCUGGACUCCACCGUGGAGGAGGUCUCCCUGCAGGACAUUAACAUGAAGAAGGCGUUUAAGAGCAGUACCCAUCAGGACCAGCAGGUGGUGUCCAAGAGCAGCGUUCCUGUGCCAGUCAAGGAGAUGUACAACAUCAGCGACAAGCCACCGCCCCUCAACAACCUCUCAUGCUACAGGGACGAUGGUAAAGAGGGCCUGAAGUUCUACACGGACCCCUCGUACUUCUUUGACCUGUGGAAGGAGAAGAUGCUACAGGACACAGAGGACAAGAGGAAAGAGAGGAGGAAGCAGAAGGAGCAGAAGCGUUGUGUGGACGGCACGCUGCAGCGUGAGGUGAAGAAGGUUCGUAAGGCUCGUAACCGGCGUCAGGAGUGGAACAUGAUGGCCUUCGACAAGGAGCUGCGGCCCGACGGCCGACACACACAGUCCCUGCACCGCGACCACCGCGACCGACGAGGAUCAUCAGAAGGGUCCCUCUCCCCAGAGAACAGGGGCCAUGGUGGCGACCACAUGGAUCACUACCCUCACCACACCCCCAACCACGCAGGCCACGCCCACACAUACUCGGGCCCGCCCCCCAGCAUGAUGGGCCUAUCAGGGCACGCCGCCAUGGGCAUGGAGCACGACCCCAGGGGCGGGUCUAUGGCCUACCGCGGCGGCACAUUGGGCAGGCCACACCAGGCCCCACCCCCUCCUCCCCAGUCAGAGGCGGCCAACGGCUCCAUGCCCCUCCCACCCGUAGACUACAGCAUGGACUACAUGAAUACGGGCCCCCCCCCUCCCCCUCCGGGCCCCCUCAUCCCCUCGGCCCAGACGGCCUUCGCCAUGCCCCCGGUCCCGCCCACCGGCCACCCUGGACAAAUGGGAGCGGCCAUGGGCUACAUGUCUCCGCCCCCUCCUAUGUCUGGACCAAUGGCUGCUCCUCCUCCGCCGGGGCCGCCUCCUCCUCCUCCAAGUGCCAAUCACCACCCUGGUGCCCCCAAGGCCACGCCCACCGCCGCCGCCGCCAUGCCUAGCGAGCCCGAGCCGGUCAACGACGCCCGCAGCGACCUGCUGGCAGCCAUACGCAUGGGUAUCCAGCUGAAGAAGGUGCAGGAGCAGCAGGAGCAGCAGGCGAAGAGGGAGCCGGUGGGGAACGACGUGGCCACCAUCCUGUCACGCCGCAUCGCCGUCGAGUACAGCGACUCAGAAGACGACUCCGAACUGGAGGACAACGACUGGUCCGACUAGACUAGACCAG
Engraulis encrasicolus (European anchovy) is the source of this 1628-nucleotide messenger RNA. RefSeq names its product WASP family member 3b (gene wasf3b). The transcript is spliced from 9 exons. Gene Ontology annotation, biological process: positive regulation of Arp2/3 complex-mediated actin nucleation; actin cytoskeleton organization. NCBI's taxonomy places the organism in Eukaryota, Metazoa, Chordata, Actinopteri, Clupeiformes, Engraulidae. Gene Ontology annotation, cellular component: lamellipodium; cytoskeleton; SCAR complex. Bases 143 to 1618 code for a protein of 491 amino acids. Gene Ontology annotation, molecular function: Arp2/3 complex binding; protein kinase A regulatory subunit binding; actin binding. The record is from RefSeq and is a predicted model, not a curated record.